This is a messenger RNA of Thyridium curvatum, 687 nucleotides long. RefSeq lists its product as uncharacterized. The coding region runs from base 1 to 687 and encodes 228 amino acids. The record is from RefSeq and is a predicted model, not a curated record. The transcript is spliced from 2 exons. Lineage: Eukaryota; Fungi; Ascomycota; Sordariomycetes; Thyridiales; Thyridiaceae.
AUGGCGGAAGAGAGGCCGCACAAUCUGGUCGAAGCAGCAUGCCGGAUGUUGACAACGGUAUCUUCUACAGACAUCUCGGAUGCACUCGAGUUAUCUUCUCAAGCCAAAGGGCGUUUCUACGAGCUCAUAGUCCUGCUCCAUGCCCUGAACCAAGUCUGCAGCCGGCCAAGCCAAAGGCGCUCUCCUGACUCGCCCCGGAUUCGCACGGCAGAUCCAGGAGAGCCCGAGGAUAUGUUGCGCCUCUAUCUCUCGAAGCUGGGCAAGAUUUGUGACUCGCGUCCUGGAGGCGCCACCGUCACUGCUUUUGCCGCGCUGCAGAACACGGACCCCAGAGUCCGCUACGUGUUCGCGUCGAACAGCCGGACGCCGGCCCAGCUCGAGGCUGUUUGCAAACACAUCACCGCCGUCCUACGCUCUGUCGGGGAGCUAUCGCGGACUUCGCACACCAAGCGGUCGCGUGAGGAGGCGUACCACCAGAAUCAGAGGAACAUCUUGAGAUUCUGUCAGGAAAGGGUCAAGUGCUAUGUCAAUGGGUUGCGAGGGGCACUGCUUGAGUGCAUCGGCCAUUCACUGGUGUAUGCUGAGAAGCUCCGAGGCUUGCAAGAUAUCCUACCACCUGCGAAGCUCAAGGACAUGGUUGAAGAUGAAUGCAAGUUUCUAUCCCCAAGCAUGCAACUUGGAUCCUGA